Messenger RNA from Cucumis sativus (cucumber), 2058 nucleotides. Its product is annotated as serine/threonine-protein phosphatase 7 long form homolog. Gene Ontology annotation, biological process: meristem maintenance; meristem development. The record is from RefSeq and is a predicted model, not a curated record. The transcript is spliced from 5 exons. Bases 481 to 1644 code for a protein of 387 amino acids. NCBI's taxonomy places the organism in Eukaryota, Viridiplantae, Streptophyta, Magnoliopsida, Cucurbitales, Cucurbitaceae.
AAAUUUCAAAUCCAAACGCUACUGUUGACUGCCACUGCUACUGACACACAUCUGUCGUAUCGUGGACCCGGAUCACGUGAAGAAAUCGUGUACCCGGUACACGACUUCUUCACUUUUUAACCUACCAACGAGCCUUUAUAACCUACCGCCGAGCCUUCUGCCUUCCAUCUUCACUUCACGAAAACCCCUUUUCCUCCGCUACUCUGCCUUCCAUCUUUCACAAAAACUUAGCAACCCUUCCAUUAUUUACUUCAGAUUCUGCCUUGCAUCUUCACAAAAACCCUUCUUUCCUUCGCGAUUCUACCUUUCAUCCUUCACAAAAUCGUAGCAACUCUCCCAUUUACUUUAUUCUGUCUUGCAUCAUCAUAAAAACCGCAAUCCUUCCAUUUCUUCACGGAAAAGUCCGCAGCAAGAGGCUCCGUCGACCCUCGCAGUCGGCCUUCACGUAGAAAGGUUUAUUUUCUUCUUGAAAUUUGCACAAUGGAACCUGGCCCUAUUGAUCCUACACAGUUAUAUCAACAACCAUCUCAUCGCUCGCAGUUUAUAUGGGACACUUCCUCCACGGUAGUUUUGAGUUGUCGAAGGAGAGAGGCAGCAUCUCAGCGCACGAUCCCUUUCGAUGAGCGUAUUGAGCCAUACUUAGAGGCUGCUGGAUUUCUUGGAGUGUCCCAGAUUGGAUUCAUGCAAUUGGAUUGGCAUUUAAUUACUGCUUUGGUCGAGCGCUGGAGACCAGAGACUCACACGUUUCAUAUGCCUUGUGGGGAAUGCACAAUCACAUUGCAGGACGUUGCGAUUCAGUUAGGGUUACCGGUGGAUGGAGAGCCUGUUGUAGGAUCGUUAAUUUAUAAUUGGAAGCAAGUAUGUGAGGAUUUUUUAGGAGUUCUACCGCCGGACAUGAAAGGUCAAAGGUUGAGUCUUCCAUGGUUGGCUGAACAGUUCACAAAAUUACCACUAGAUGCUGAUGUUGUGAGUAUUCAGAGAUAUGCUCGUGCAUACAUAAUGCAACUCAUUGGAGGUUGUUUGUUUUCUGACAAAUCAAAUACUCUGGUACAUUGUAUGUUUCUUCCGCUUUUAAGCGAUUUUGACGAGGCAGGUACAUAUUCUUGGGGCUCAGCAUGCCUUGCAUGGCUUUAUAGGGAAUUGUGUCGAGCCAGUAAUGCACAGUCUUUAGAAAUAGCUGGGCCACUAAUGUUACUGCAAAUGUGGGCAUAUGACCGAUUUUCUAUUGUCGCACCACAAGUUGCAUUACAGGCUCCAGUUAAUCGACCACUUGGUUUUAGAUGGAGUGGUGUCCUACCUACAUCGGAACAAUCAGGAAAUAUGUUGUUGACGUAUCGACAAAUAUUUGACCGUUUGAUUCACACUCAGAUUAAUUGGACACCAUAUACACCUGAUAUUAUGGCAUUGCUUCCUGAUCGAUGUCAUAAUGGUCAAUUGAUAUGGACUUACGUUGGCCCUUUGAUAUGCUUCCAUAUCGUUGAGUUGCAUGCACCAGAUCGUGUGUUGCGACAGUUUGGUAUGCAUCAACUUCUUCCAUCAUUUUGCAAUACAAACCCUGCACUACACAAAAUUGAUUUACGAGGCAAACAUGAUCAAGAUUGGUCUAAGAUUCAUGCAAAGUAUAUCACAAUGUGGCAUUCGUGAAAUGAUUCACAUGUACAAGGAGUAGCAACACACAAGCCAACAGUAUCAGAUGACUAUUUUCCUUGGUACUCAUCAAUUACAAGACGAUUUAUCACACCUGAUGGCGCUUUACCCUAUCGCAUGAAUAAGUUUGUUCAAGACAUACAUGCUUACUCAAUGGAACACAACUUAAAAGAAUUGAGCUCAAUGUGCGAUCAAGUCUUGAAAGAUAUAGAACAAAUUAUUCAGCAAACCAGACGACUCAAUGUUGCUGACACGGAUCGAAGACGCAUUCGACGUAAACGACGACAACAAGACAAUGGUGUCGUAGAGGAAGACGAGAUAAUAAUUAGUUUGUAGAUCAAAUUUGUUAUUCAUAUACAUUUCAAUUUAUAUGUAGAAUUAUUAAAAAAAUAUAAUGCAUUUUUAUUUGUA